AUGCCAAAACAAAGAGGUUUUCGUCCCCAAGGGCUAAUAGCCCCUAUACAAAGAAUUAAAUAUAAUGGGCCAACAUUAUUAGACAAAAUAAAUAGAGAAACAAGACCAACAUGGGAUGAUUUAAAAGAUAGAAUUAAAAAUCAAGAAGGAAAUAAAAUGUUAGAAGAAUAUGAAAACGCGAAAUACAUAGAAGAGCUCAAUAAAAAUAGAGAGGAAAAAAUAAAAGAACAAGAAAAAAGGUAUAUUAAAAAAUUGAAAAAAGAAUAUAAAAAAAAAUAUAAGAAAAAGAGUGAUGAUAAUAGCACAGAUAGUUCUGAUGAUGAUAUAUCAAAAAAAAGGAAAAGAAAAAGAAAAAAGAAAAAAAAAAAAGAUAGAUAUUCUCAUUCUCUUAGUAGUGAUACGACUUCCAAUUAUUCAGAUAAAAAAAAACACAAAAAACAAAAAAAAAACGAUGAUAUAAACCCUUUUAAAUUAUCAAACUUUUUUAAAAUGAAAUAA
This is a messenger RNA of Plasmodium gallinaceum, 498 nucleotides long. Its product is annotated as conserved Plasmodium protein, unknown function. Bases 1 to 498 code for a protein of 165 amino acids. The record is from RefSeq and is a predicted model, not a curated record. NCBI's taxonomy places the organism in Eukaryota, Apicomplexa, Aconoidasida, Haemosporida, Plasmodiidae. The transcript is spliced from 3 exons.